Molecule: messenger RNA, 770 nt
Organism: Daphnia pulicaria
Lineage: Eukaryota; Metazoa; Arthropoda; Branchiopoda; Diplostraca; Daphniidae
Exons: 4
Coding region: 41-745 (234 amino acids)
Source: RefSeq, a predicted model, not a curated record
UCAAGAGUUCACCUUCAACCCUCAGACGCGCUCAACAAAAAUGAAAUUGCUCCUGUCGUUCUUGCUACUUUGCUUGGCCUGCCUGGCCACCGGCGUCAGGCCGCCGAUGCCGUACGCCCGUCAAGCUCGGGCCCGCUACGUCCCGUUGUUUUACGCCAACGGAAUUCCGGCCGGCUACGAUUUCUUCAACGACGACAGCAAGGCUGAAGAGAUCCUGCCGAGGAACAACAUCAACGACACGCCAUUGGGUCGCCUGUUCGGCAACAUUCUCUCGCCCAUUUCCAAUUUGAUAACCAGGACGUCGACGACGACCGUCGUGGCCGUGUCGACCGUGACGUCGGCCGUGUAUGCCACAUGCAUCCCCUCCAUCAAUUUCUCCGCAGUUGGGCAGGGCUUCGCCACUACGGCCUGCGCCCGCCGCCGUCGUGACGUGGCGGAACUUUCAGCCGAAGGAGCCGCCGACAUCAAACCGGCUCUACCCUUGGCGAUGGAGACCAGUGUGAUCCUUGACGCUCCGGCGGUGCAAGAUCAGCCGGAGCUUUUGUCUUCCAAAUCGGACGAAGAAAUGGCGGAGAAAUUGGCGGAGACUCGUCUAGGAAAUACGGCAGCCACGACUGUCAAGUGGGUGACAGUCUCUUCCACGGCCUACAAGUUUGUUCCUCAGACCAUCACGUCCACAAAAGACCUGACCGAUGCUAACGGUCUGAAAUGCCUUCCAGCCGGAUUCCUUGUUUGCGCUGCCUAAAUGAUGUCAUUUGACAAUUUCAACU